CUUACCACAUUUCGGCGAAGACUCUGCACGUGCAUUUCGCCGUUUUUUUUCGAUUUCCGUGAAUUCUCGUUACCCAAGUUAUCAAAAUGAUGCGAAAUAUUCCUCGUUGUAUAGUCCGAUUUUGUUCGCAACCAAGUGCCACACAGGUGCAAUAUCAAGGUUUACGGUCAUUGUACACCGCUGAAUCUCUUGGUUUAGAUGGUUUUGCUGCAUCUAGGAGCAAAACUGCAGUGAAUUUUCAUGGCUCACAAAUGAAAGAAAAGUUCCGUUCCCGAAUGCAGGAAUUUGUUGCUCCUGAUUCAACAAGCUUAAUUUUCACAGAUGACUUGAAAACUAUGAUUAACCUAGCAGAAAAAAACCCAGAAGACAUCAAAUUACUUGAACUGAUGAUUGAGAAGUUUCAUAACCAGAGCACUGGUUUACGAUUUGGAACUUUUGUUUUUGGUCCAGUAAUUAUGCGUUUUUUUCACUCAGUUAACCAGCCAAAUGAAGUUUUGGCUUUGUUGAGGAAUCCAAAAACUGUUUCUCUGUUUGAUCAAUUUAUGAGCUAUCAAAUCGCCAUGGAUCUUCUCCUAAGGAACAAAAUGUACAACGAAGUAAUGGAGGUGUUUGCUAUAGCCCAAGGACGCAGUAUUCAGGACAACAAAUUCCCUAAGAACUGCGUUAUUCUCGCGAUGGCUGCCUUGUAUCGAAUGAAUACGCCAGAAAGUUACGAAAAAAUGAAAGCUCUUGCGAAUGCUGCAAGCGAUGCUGGUCACGUUCCGAUGAGGAGGUCCCUGACUUACGCAGCAGCAUUGGCAUUAAACCAAAAUGAUCCACAGCUUUGCCUUAAUUUGCUGGCUCCUUCAAAGCAACAGAAUUAUGUCACAGUUCGCAAUUUGAAAGCGCUGGCUUUUGCCAAAGUUGGCCGACUGGAUGACACCAUGGCACUUUUACGUGCGUCGUUGGAAUAUGACAUGCCGGCUGAAGGAGGCAGAAAAAGAUCAUUUAAUAAAAAUAUUAUUGACUCAAUCGGUGAGCUUGUAAAGGAGUCUGGCAAUAAAGACAUUCAACUUGAGUUUGCUCGAAUUCUCAAGAAUAUGUCUGAUAGACAAAUGAUUGAAGAACAGUCAUUGGAGGCGUUAUUAGAUACUCCAAUUGAAAAACUGGAACCGCGUGAGCGCGAUUCUUGGAAUAAUAAUCGCAAUUUUGUUGAUCGUGGCAUGGUUAAGACGAACUUCAAUAAGCAAGAUAGAUAUGAUAGGAACACACGUCCUCUCUACCCACCUCGCAGACCUGGAUUAAACGAAAUGGAAUAAUUUUCUUAGUCAUGUAGCAACGUGUAACUAACUGUCUAAUUAAAAUAGAAAAUUCGUUGUAGUCAUUCCUAAA
Molecule: messenger RNA, 1371 nt
Organism: Daphnia carinata
Lineage: Eukaryota; Metazoa; Arthropoda; Branchiopoda; Diplostraca; Daphniidae
Product: pentatricopeptide repeat-containing protein 2, mitochondrial-like
Exons: 6
Coding region: 87-1298 (403 amino acids)
Biological process (GO): regulation of mRNA processing; mitochondrion organization; multicellular organism development
Cellular component (GO): mitochondrion
Molecular function (GO): RNA binding
Source: RefSeq, a predicted model, not a curated record